Myzus persicae (green peach aphid) is the source of this 3144-nucleotide messenger RNA. RefSeq names its product doublesex- and mab-3-related transcription factor A2-like. The coding region runs from base 954 to 1907 and encodes 317 amino acids. Gene Ontology annotation, biological process: regulation of transcription by RNA polymerase II; sex differentiation. The record is from RefSeq and is a predicted model, not a curated record. Lineage: Eukaryota; Metazoa; Arthropoda; Insecta; Hemiptera; Aphididae. Gene Ontology annotation, cellular component: nucleus. Gene Ontology annotation, molecular function: DNA-binding transcription factor activity, RNA polymerase II-specific; RNA polymerase II cis-regulatory region sequence-specific DNA binding. The transcript has 3 exons.
GCCAGCCUGUUGCACCGUCCGUGUGCAUGGCACUGCAGUUGCAUUAAGUUACCCGUUCUAGUCUCACCGGACACCGCCGCUGCUCGCGAGACGACGCGGACACGCCGCUCUCUUCCAUAAUCAUGAUAUUAUUAUUAAUAUAAUAUAAACGGAAAAAAAUUGUUCAUUACUAUUUUUAAUUUUUUUUCUUGCUCGAUCGGUUUAAAUCUCGCGCACACCGGCUUCGUACUCUACUGAUGAAUAUAAUAUAAUAUCAUAGUAUUAUGUGCAUAAUUGCACAAUACGUGUAAUAUAUAUAUGCAAGUAUAUCGCAUACGUGUAUAGUACGGCAUGCACGUGCUUACGCAGUAUUAUACAUGCAAUUUUUAAAUUUGAACCGUACCGACCGCAACUGUUACUAUUGCACCGCCGUUUGUCGAGGAGGGCGACGCGCGCGCGCGUACCGAUACUAUUACACUGUCACUGCAGGCGGCGAGGUCUACAUCACAAUAACAAUACUAAUAUAAUAUUUUAUUAUUAUUAUUAUUAUUAUAACUAUUAUUAUUGUUAUUAUUUUAUUCCGAUACGACGUCCGAGUGAUUGUUAUUAUCAUCAGUACUGUUGCCGUUGCGCUCGGUCUGCGUGUACGUGGCGGUCCCGGAAAGGAGCGAGCGAGUACGCCGCGUUGCUCGCGUACAGCCGGCGCCGGACGUACUGAGCGUCGUUCAAAGCGCGCGCGGUACGCCGGGCCGCUAGUGGGGACCCGCCACACGGGAAAUCACGUGGCUCGCUGCCGGCGGAACACGUUUGUGCACAAAUAUCGCGGCGGUGGUGCGUGCGUGAGUGCGUUCCGUGCGUACGCGCAACCGCGUUUUCGCCAUCGGUCCCAGCGACAACCGAACAGCGGCAGCGGUAGCGAAGGCGACGGCGGCAUAUGCGACCGUGAUGGUGACGGUGCUGCAGUUGUGUCGCACAUGAACGCGACGACUGCAUCCGGCCGGAAGCGCACUCGUGCCGCGAGCGACCGCGCGGACGCUGACGGAAACACGGACACCGACAGAAAGGACAUAAUAGGACCGCGCCCGCGUGUAUCAGCCCCUUACCCGGAAAUGCCGGCCAGCAGACAUCAUCAUCACCAUCAACACCAGCAGCAGCACGUGCAGGUGGUCACUUCCACUGCGGCCGCUGUGCCGCAGCAAUCCGUCAAGGAGAAGCAGCGGUUGUGCACCAACUGCAAAAACCACGGGCUGCGCAAGGUGUGGAAGAAGCACAAGCGGUACUGCAAGUACCGGGACUGCCCGUGCCCCAAGUGCAUGAAGACGGCGGCCACGCGCAAGAACUGCGCAGAGCAGACGGCCAAGCGACGGGCCCGGCAGGAGGACGAGCAGCGAGAACAGGAGCUCCAGCUGAACCCGGCCAACUUCCUGGACGAGCGGCCCAUACCGUACCAGUCGGACGCCACCACGCCCCAGUCGUCCUGCAACAGACAGAACAUGAGCGAGUCCUCGCAGGUCGGUCGGUCGUCCACCCCUAAGGGUACGAUGUCACCCCGGACGUCCGAUUACGAAGACCACGACAGCUCGUCCAUAGACAUCGGUGACGGCUGUGACGGCGUGGUCGGCGACGGUGGCGGUGAUGGCGGAAUGGUCGUGGACGACGGCGUAGACAAAAAAGACAUCGACGCAGAUUCCAGACCGGGGAUAAUGAGUGAUCAAAUCGAGCACGUCAAGACCAUACUGAAGGAGUUGGUCGGCCGCACCAAAGAUUUUCAAAACUUAAAUGCAUUCCGUCUGUUCAUUUUGCAACAUAACACGUACGACGUGGACAAAGCGACCAUGUUAAUUAAACGAGGUGUACGUAGUAAACUAUUGAAUCAAAUUAAAUUGGUAUACAGAACACUCACUUUGAGCGCGACUUGCUCUUCUUAAAGAUACACUAAUUGUUCACGAUAAAUUACUUGAGAGUCGCGCCGAUAUCAAACAUUUUUUUUUAUUAAUAUUUAUUGGUUAUCACAUAAUAUUAUAAUCAACAAUUAUUAUAGCUCAUGGAAUACACGUUUUUUCAAUUCUAUCUAAACAAAACGAUCGCGCGUGACGCGGCCGUUUUAAGAGUAACUUCGAUGACGAAAACGGGCCUUAACAAGUAUCUUUCAUUUAACGCUUAACUUAAAUUCCGGCCUCCACACGGCCAAACGUAAAUGUUCUCUGAUCAAACGGACGCGUGUGUGGCGAUCGAGUCGGCCCGGUGUCGAUCGGGCCUCGAUUCUCGUACCACACGCGCGGCACCUUCACGUUCAUUAAUGACACUGUUCCUCCGUCAUGAGUACCGUACUGCACUGUACGAUCGAAUUUUUAUUUUUGGUUUUGAUUCAAUGGAAGAUUAUUAUAGAAAAGGAUCGGUGUGUUGUGAAGGGUUUGGGUGUUAAUUGCGGAGCUUGACAGUGUGUGUUUCCUUGGACUCGGCCCGCGGUAAACACGCCGGACAAUGGCGCGAAAGGGAUGCUAUUUUUUCCCCUUUUUUUUUUUUUUUUUUUUAAUCACCGCCGUCACCGCGCAUACGACGUGCUACCGUCGUGCCGCUCUCAAUCCGUCGCAAUCGUUGUCGUAUUAUUAUUACUCGCCUUUAUUUUUUUAUUUAUUUUUUUUUUUUUUUCCGUUGUCGUUGCCGCUGACGCAUAAUAAACAGUGUGCGGCGUAUACCUACUGCACAGCUGCUGCACCGGUCAAUCCGGCCAGAGGCUGUGCAGACGGUCCGAUUGUCAAAUACACGCCCGACGCAAACGUGCACGGUGCCGGGGCUGUGCUGCGUAAUAACGCUCACGCCGCGUGCGACCGUAUAAUCUUGUGUUCGUGUGCGUGACGCGAGUGUGUGUGCGUCUCUGUGUUAAUAAAUAAUAAUAUGCGCGUUCCGAUUAAGUAUGUGCCACUGGCAGCAGCCCAUAUCAGACUAAGACAUGCGUAUUAUACCGUUGUACUGUAUAGACGAUGACGAUGAUGUUUCAUUUUCUCGGUCCCUGCAGGUAUACAACGAUAAUAGUAUAUUAAACUACGAUGCUCGAUAUAUUGUGUUCGUUCGAGUGUCAUUGAGAAUAUCAUCGGCAUUAUAAUUAUUAUUAUUAUUAUUUUUUUUUUUUUUUAACUUAAAACGUUUACUAGGGAUUUUUUU